GUAACACAUCGCAUGCAACAUACGAUAUCAAUGCAGUGGUGAUAUUUUUUCAAGAACAAUAAAAAUGUUUUUAUGCAUCUAAACACACAGUUUGUUGCAUAAAUAAAUGUUUUUUAUCAAUGCCAUACGAAAUGAAAUGCAAAUAAAUAUGAAGGAUGCACCUAAUAUAUAUAAAUUAAUUAAUGUAAGAAACCUUUUCAAAUACUGAAUAACAGUUUAUUCGUUAGUUAUGGAAAUAGAUAUAUUUCGAUUCAAACGGAAUUCAAGGAAGACUAGAUUCAGUAUUAUUCAGCAUGAAGAUUCAUUGGAAAUUUGUUCAGAACUAAAGGAUACAAGUAGAAUAGGUUAAUAAGAUCCAUCAAAAUGACAUCGUUAUCAGAAAACACAAAAGAUAAAGGUCAAGAAGAUCCAAUCAGAUGUAUAUUUUUUUCAGAAUUUCACCCUGUUGUUGGCCCAAUGAUUACUUGUCAGGUUCCAGAUAACUUUAUUUCAAAGGAUAUUUUUGAUAAUGUUAGUGUUUAUAUCAUACCCAAAGCACAACUGCAGCGAAGUACCAUAACAGUAACAUUGAAGGAUUAUAAAAUCUUAGGAUUUCCUGUGAGAAUCGAUGACAAUAAAUAUGCAAGAAAUGCAUUUUAUUUUAAUUUAUGUUUUGUCUGUGAUGCUCAAGCACGUACCGUUCAUUAUGAACCUGUUGUGAAGAAGAUGUCUGAUUUUCUAAUGGCUCUUGAAGUAGAAAAUUGUUUUUUAUCCGCGUCUGAGGUUAAAACAAGAUUAGCAGAAAUGCUCCAACAAGUAAUGCAGGAUUUAAAUUUGCACAAAAUGUGUACAUUAACGGAAGGAACAAUGACAUCCAAUUUGAAAGUCAUCAAGUUAGCACCCGAGCCGAAGCCAGUUCUUGAUCAUCAGGUACCGAUAUUCUUAGAAGGUCGUGAAGCAUUUCAAAGCGAUCAAUGGGAUUUAACUACUCAACAAGUAUUACCUUACAUAGAUGGAUUUAAUCAUGUUGCACGAAUAGCGGCCGAAGCAGAUGUAGAAAAUAACUUGGUUAAAAGUUGCGUGCAGAACCUUGUCUAUUACGGUGUUGUAACCCUGAUUCCAAUAUUUCAAUACAGUAACGUUUAUGGUGCAACAUCCAAGUUAAAAGAAUUGGCAGAAAACUCAAAGUUACAGGAACGAUGUAUAGCGUAUGCUUCAAAAUUUCCUAGACAACCUGCGUACCUUAGGGAUAUAUAUAGAAUGUAUGCAAGUAUGACGCAUGGUAGCAGUAUGAGGGAUCUCUGUCAACGUCUGAACCCUCAGAAUUUAAGGAUUAACGAAAGACGAUUGGUACAAUUUGGUCUAAUCGAAGGUCUUAUCCGUAGAGUAUAUAAGUAUCCAAUAUAUUUGCCAGGAUCUCCUUGCAACGAGGAAGCAAAGAACAAUCCAAUUUAUAAGUACUUUACAGGUACAUACAGUCUUGACGAGAUUUGUUGCAGCACCGGUCAAUCAGCUGCACAAAUUGAAGAUAUUGUUGAACGUGAUCCAAACGUUGUCAUGUUAUGGAAAUAAUAUUUGAAAGUACAAUUUUUUUCGUCAUUUUGAUAAGCGAAAAAAAAUUUUUUACGGCACGCAGGAUAUAUUGUGUAUAACGAUGUAUGGACAAGUUACAAACGUAUAUUUAUUAUAUUUAUUCGAUAUUAUCGAUCAUUCGUUUUACUUCGUUGAUAUACAUUUCAGGCAUUUUGUUUAUUCUCAUUUCGUUGCAUUUCCUUUCCAUUGCCUCGCGCAAUUUUUUCUUACGCAUCUCAGUUUUUGUACGAAUAGCUAAGCCUUCCUCAAACAUCUUUUGUCUAGCUUCAAUUCGUCCUUUUUCUUUCUCAUUUACCUGAAGAUAUUGCAAUUGAAGAUUAAGUUACUGAAUAAAUACUGAACAGAUUUAAAUGACUAAAACAAACCUGUUUUAGUAUCUCACUCCUAUGAAUUAAA
Osmia lignaria (orchard mason bee) is the source of this 1968-nucleotide messenger RNA. RefSeq names its product Nitrogen permease regulator-like 2 (gene Nprl2). Gene Ontology annotation, molecular function: GTPase activator activity. Gene Ontology annotation, cellular component: vacuolar membrane; GATOR1 complex. Gene Ontology annotation, biological process: negative regulation of TORC1 signaling; positive regulation of autophagy; cellular response to amino acid starvation. The record is from RefSeq and is a predicted model, not a curated record. NCBI's taxonomy places the organism in Eukaryota, Metazoa, Arthropoda, Insecta, Hymenoptera, Megachilidae.